CUCAUGUCACGCUCACCGUUCUGUAAGGCUUGUCUCUUUUUCAAUAAAUCUUGAAAAACACAUUAACUACACAAAUAAUCCUCACUCAACGAUGUAGUCUCCCGUUCCUUUACCAUCAAGGCGUCUUUCUUACUCUUCUCUUCACAACUUCUGAAAGAUGUUGUCCGCUGAGACAGAUUUCACAACCUUAGCAAAAGAUAUCUCGCGCUUAUGUGGAUGGAUAUACAUCCUGGCUUGGUCCGGUUCUUUCUAUCCGCAGCCCUUGAAGAACUGGCGGAGGAAGUCAGUGACUGGCACUGCGAUAGAUUUCCCAAUGAUCAACACGUUGGGGUUUGCAUCAUACACCAUAUCUACUGCCGCCUUUCUCUUUUCACCCGUCGUCAAGAGGCAAUAUACACAUCGACAUCCACUCUCGCCCAAGACGACCGUUCGUUUUAAUGACCUGAUCUUCGCUGCCCAUGGCUUCGUUCUCUGCGUUAUAACAUACACACAAUUUUUUCCCUUCAUCUGGGGCUUUAGAGUCAGCCCUAAGCAAAAUGCAAGUAUAUUCAUUCUAGGCGUGUUUUGGGGUUGUAUAUUGGGCGUCAUUGUUACUAUCUUCGUACAAUUUACAGACACAAACGUAGGCAACGACAUUAGCGGAUGGGCUUGGAUCGACGUCGUAUAUGCCCUUGGCUAUGUCAAGCUUAUGGCGACGGUAGUCAAAUACUGUCCCCAGGUCUAUCUAAAUUAUCGACGCAAAUCUACUGCUGGUUGGAGCAUAUGGCAAAUCCUACUGGACUUCAUUGGUGGAAUUCUAUCACUUGUGCAGCUGGUGAUUGAUUCAGCACUUCAGGCAGAUUGGAGUGGUUUAUAUGGUAACCCAGUUAAGUUGGGUCUAAGCAACAUUAGCCUAUUCUUCGAUCUCAUGUUCAUCAUCCAGCAUUAUGUACUAUAUCGACAGUCCUCUUGUAAAGAGACAAACGAGACAUCUCAGAAUGUGGAUGAGCGAAGCGCGCUACUGGAGGCUUAAGGUCUUUGAGAAUAUUUCCCAGUUUUCGCAUGCUAUAGCUCUCCUCUAAUGUAAAAUAUAAAACGUACUUGACUGGGAGAGGGAAAUGUCAACGAUUUGAAGUCGGGCCCGCAAGAUCAGUCUAUUUAUCAUGCGGAAACACAGCAUCCUCGCGUGGACAUAAGAGAGGGCAAUAUCGUACAAAUUUGUGUGUUAGUCUGCUACAUGCUUAGCGAAAGGCUGAACCUUUCGUUCGAAACUUCUGAAGACUCCUACUUCAUGUUCGUUCAUUUGACAAAUAGUUUUGCUCCAGAAUUUCGCAGGGAUCACGG
Messenger RNA from Verruconis gallopava, 1323 nucleotides. RefSeq lists its product as uncharacterized. The transcript has 4 exons. Lineage: Eukaryota; Fungi; Ascomycota; Dothideomycetes; Venturiales; Sympoventuriaceae. The record is from RefSeq and is a predicted model, not a curated record. Bases 158 to 1012 code for a protein of 284 amino acids. Gene Ontology annotation, biological process: L-cystine transport. Gene Ontology annotation, molecular function: L-cystine transmembrane transporter activity. Gene Ontology annotation, cellular component: fungal-type vacuole; vacuolar membrane.